GUUUCCAGCUGAUAAGUUGUUGCUUUUGUUUUUGUUGCAAAACCAUUUAUGAUUUUUGUGUUAUUUUUUGCCAGAAAAUGAGCGAAUCCCCAAGCUAAAUUAAUAUAUAUUAAAACCAUUAACAAUGUCCACUCCUCUGGAGCAACAGACGGACGAACGGGAGGCGUUACAAUCGAUCUACGAGGGCGAUACGAACUUUAAGGAAAUCAACAGCACCACUUUUCAGUAUAAAUAUGGCGAAGAGGACAACUACAAGUCGUUCCUGGUGGAGCUGCAGUGGGGCGAAAACUAUCCGGACGAGGCACCCACGAUCAAUAUGAACACAUUCUACAAUAGGAAUCUACUGCCCGCUGUCAAGGAGGAGAUCCAGGCCGCCCUGAACACGGAAGCCACUCAAUGGCUGGGCUGCGGCAUGACUUACACCUUAUUCGAGUGCCUCAAGGAUAAUCUGGAGCAACUAACCGCUGGACAGCCUGAAUCGGCACCCACCAUAAAAGCCGUGGACGAUGGUGUGGUGGCGCUAAAGAUUUCCGAUGCCGAUGCAGAGGCGGGGAAAAAGGAGCCCAAGAAGGAGCAGCUCACCAAGGCGCAAAAGCGGCGUCAAUGGGAGCGAACGGAUCAUAAGGGAGACCGGGCACGUGGCUGGGAUUGGGUUGACCUAGUGAAACAUUUAUCCCAGACGGGCAGCAAGGAUGAUGCGCCCACAGCCGCCGAAAUUGCAGCCGCAGCUGCCCCAGCUCUGCAUCCGCUGAACAACUAAAAAUAAAAUAAUAAACACUAGAAAUCAACGAGGGAACUUUGAAUCGAAAUCAAAAGCAAAUCAUAUUUUUAAUCAUUAUCUUUAUCGAUUUAUUAAAAGAGUUAAAACUA
Messenger RNA from Drosophila kikkawai, 870 nucleotides. Its product is annotated as RWD domain-containing protein 4. Gene Ontology annotation, molecular function: protein binding. The record is from RefSeq and is a predicted model, not a curated record. Lineage: Eukaryota; Metazoa; Arthropoda; Insecta; Diptera; Drosophilidae.